This is a messenger RNA of Colletotrichum spaethianum, 918 nucleotides long. Its product is annotated as 37S ribosomal protein S9, mitochondrial. Gene Ontology annotation, cellular component: mitochondrial small ribosomal subunit; ribosome. The coding region runs from base 1 to 918 and encodes 305 amino acids. Gene Ontology annotation, biological process: translation. The transcript has 2 exons. Lineage: Eukaryota; Fungi; Ascomycota; Sordariomycetes; Glomerellales; Glomerellaceae. Gene Ontology annotation, molecular function: structural constituent of ribosome; RNA binding. The record is from RefSeq and is a predicted model, not a curated record.
AUGUCCAACCUACGCCAUGGACUCCAGCAGACCCUCUGCUUGCGCCAAUUGGCAAAGGGCCAGCUUCUGAAGCCGCAAUGGCAACGACCGAGCUCCCAUGUCGGCACCAAAAGCAUCUCGACGAGCAGCCAACCGGAAGCCGACACGAACCUCACCGCGCCCCCCGAGCAACCCUUCCGCGGCAUCAAGAAUGCCCGGCCACUGCCAGUCUCGCCGUCAUACUUUUCGAGAGAACCUCGUUUCAACGAUGCCUACAUCAAGCUGUCGACCCUGUUGCAGCGAUACCAGCACAUUCCGACAGCGCCACCCGAGCUGGUCCCGCGACAAGUAUGGAAGAACUUGAAGGGAUACCGGCAAACCACUGGAGAGCCAGUGAAGGCGAUGCCCUACAGUCAGGUCCUGGCCAUGGUCAAGCGUUUACACUCCAUCUUUCCUAAGAUGAUGCCCGGCGAGGUCAAGGAGGCCUUGCAAGAGUUCAAGCGCGACAUCGACCCUUACAAGAAUGUGCCAAAGUUCGCACCCCUUGACAGGUUCGGACGUGCGUUGGGCGUCGGUAGGAGAAAGACGUCGAGCGCGCGCGCCUGGGUUGUCGAGGGCACCGGAGAGGUGCUGGUUAACGGCAAGCCCCUGAACGAGAUGUUUGGCAGGAUCCACGAUCGUGAGAGCGCCAUUUGGGCGCUCCGGAGCACCGCAAGGACGGACAAGUACAACGUGUGGGCGCUCGUUGAGGGCGGCGGAGUCACUGGGCAGGCCGAGGCCCUCACGUUGGCUGUUGCCAAGGCCAUCAUGGUCCACGAGCCAGCUCUGAGGCCGAUAUUGAGAAAGGCUGGCUGCAUCACGCGCGACCCGAGAACUGUGGAGAGAAAGAAGCAUGGUCACGUCAAGGCCAGAAAGAUGCCUGCUUGGGUCAAGAGAUAG